Molecule: messenger RNA, 171 nt
Organism: Paraglomus occultum
Lineage: Eukaryota; Fungi; Glomeromycota; Glomeromycetes; Paraglomerales; Paraglomeraceae
Source: the annotation of a GenBank genome assembly
GAAUGGCCGAUGGUGCAGAGUAAACCAUUCGUUGAACUCUGCAAGAUGGGUAAAUGCUGCGGGCCGUACUGUAGUGAUGUUUUGAAGAGGAAUGUGUUCGGGAAAGGCAAUGCUUGGGGUGGAGUAGAACGGCCAAUAGACGCUGAAGCGGCUAAUUGGAAAGCUGGGUAA